AUGUUUGGGAGUAAUCCCUUCGGGGAAUGCCCAGAGUCAGUCCCUGUAAACUUUGAACUUAUAUGUUUUGAUACCGACCAAUUAAUAAGAGAUAUGAGCAUGUUUCUCAAUUUCGUUCUUAAGCUGGAUAUUUAUGAUCUUCGAACUCAAUUAAAAGAAAACGUUUAUGGGGGACAUGGGUAUUCUAUACAAAAGUACUACUAUCUUAUCAAUUAUUAUAAAGUUCCAUUUCAUUCUCUUGAAUACGUAGUACCAUCAGCGGUAUUCCCAUCAUUUGGAAAAGAGCAACAAAGUAUAUAUAUUCUUAAUCUUUCGACUGCUGUGAUAUAUUUGUGUUUUGCACAGCCAUUUAUUCCAUACGACUAUAACGAUUUAAUCGAGCAAGAAUCCCUGGGUGAAGUUCCAAUAUCCCCACUUAAAUACAAUGAUUUAUUUUCUUUAUCAGAUGCCAUUCCGAGUUGUUUUUUAUUGUUGAAAAAUGAGCAAGAACAAGAACAAGAACAAGAACACGAAACCGAUUUUGAUAUAUCCCCUGAUCAUUGGAUAAUUAGUACAUGGGUUGAAACGAUCACCCAAUUAUGUUUAGCAAAAAUCCACAAAAAUAUCCAUGAGAGAAUUCAGCAAUCUUUACCAAACAGUGGAAUCGUUUUUUUCACUAAAAUGAUGGAGCUUGUAAAUGAUGAGUUUUCUGUUCUUAAGGGGUUUCCUGCAGCACAAGAAAGGGUUACCGAGAUUACCGAUAGGUUAAACAGCAAUUUAAAAGCUGGAAGUGGGAAUUUAAUGGAUGUUGCUAUUGAACUCAGCGAAGACUAUCCUUUUAAAAGAUUUAUUGGACAGAUGUUUACGGUACUCCAAAAAGCUUAUGAUGAAUUGAAACAAAAUGCUAGUGCUUAUUUGGUUGAUAGCAAAAUCUCAUGCGAUAAAGUAUAUAAUUCGGAUAAAAGAAAAAAACGAAAAAAAAACAGAGAUCAAUACCGAGAGAAGAAACGGAGUAAAUCUUUAAAAGACGUUGUUUCCGAUUUUGAUAGCCACCAUUUGCAACCAGAAUCAAAUAUAAAACUAACUGGAUUCCAAGUAGAAAACCCAACAUCGCAAAUUUCUGAAAACAAUUUGGAAGCCUCAUCGUUAAAAAAAAUUGAUAAUAUUAGCAGUUUUUUGUCUUCAGUUAAAUCACCAAAUAAUCCAUUUCCUAAUGACAAAAAUGUGCCUAGCUAUACUACGAACGGUUCAGAGAUUUCAUCAGUGAAAGUUAACGAAACGAUUCACGUUUGGAAGAGUGACAAUAAUACCCAAAAGUUAUCUAGCUUGAAUCAAAAUCGACAAACUGAUAUUGCAAACAGUGUCAAAGAAAUUUUCAAUCAAGAUUUUUCUUUAAUUGAAAAAGGGAAAAGAAUUUGUGCUGAAAAUGAACUUAAUGAUACCACACAGGCCCAAAAAGUCGGUUCUAGUAAGACACUAGAUAAAAUCAAAUAUGCUGAAACCUUGCAAUCUAAAACAUUAUCAAAGAGCAAAUUAUUCAGAGACCCUAUUUCUAAAGAGCAAGCAGCCCAGAAACAAAAACCAAAUAAGUUGGCAGAUAUAAAUAAAUCGACCGUGAUUCCUUCUGCUAUUUUUGAGCAGCGUGCUUUGCAUUCAAAGGAAGGCCUCUUGAGACACUCUAUGUCACAUGUAGAAAAUGAACCAUCUAUCAGUAAUCCGAAAACCUCAAGCCAACGUUUAUCUAAAGCAACGUCAGAUGAAUUAAAAAUACCACAAUACCUCGAUAAAUUAGAUAUUCCAGUGGGCGCACCUUAUGAAGCUUGGAGAAACGCUAUCAUUAAAUCAUACACACAGUUUUUAAAAUCGACUAUUUUUGAACCUGAUAUAAAUGAAAUGCAAAACAUACAUCAAAAAGUGUUUGAUAGAGUUCUUUCAUCUUUCCAACUCAAAAUUACUGACGCUUUUAAGUCUCCAAGCUUUGAGCAAAUAAUUAAUCGGGUCUCUACGAUUAUGACAGAGGUUGCAUCACAAUACCCUUCACAGCAAAAGAUUACAGAUAAACCAUAUGCAUCUAAUAAAAAACCAGUUGCAUCUAAAAUGGUACAACAAAAGUCGUCGAUUUCAAAAUCCACCAUCACUUCUCACACAAGUCAUCCUCUUCAAUCUUUAAAAGGGGCUGCGCCAGAAAAAAUUAACGAAAAGUUUACAAGUGGUAAAAACACCAUUGAAACAUCAAGGAAAAGCAUUAGUUCUUCCAAAAAUAUUCAUGACAGACAUAAGAUAUACAUUAUUGAUGAAUCAGACUCUGAUAAUGGGGAUGUGGAAAUUACUGGAGAAAACAAACGCCAAAAUCCAGCUAUGUCGACUGUGAGCUCAUUGCGCAAUCCUCUAUUAAAUAUCUCUUGUGACAAGUAUUUGUUUUUAGAAGAUGAAGCUAAAGCUUUGAUCACUUCUGAAAAAAAAGAAGGGUUAAUUCAUAAUCCUACCAUAUCGGUAUAUUUUGCAUAUUUUAUCCAAAAGUUAGGUAAACUUUAUGGUAAACCUUCUAUUUCAGAUAAAUUUUAUGUUACAUUUAUAAAUGCUUGUUGUCGAGAGUUUAUUAAAAGUAUGACACCUUCGCAACUCAGUCUCUAUUUUGAAACUAGAAAGAUUAGUUACACUUUUUUUCAGGCACGAUCACUUUCUCAUAACAAUUGUUUCAGCAUAUUUUUUACUUAUCAGCAUUUGCCAUUUAUGAAGGUUUAUCGAAAUCAUGAAUUAACUAUUAUUACAAAAGCAGUCGAACAAUGUUUGCACAUCCAUGCCCUAGCAGAAGUAACUGAAGAUAUUUCAAAAAAUCCACGUCUUGUGAAAAUGUAUCCGUUUUACGAGCGGGAGGCUACACUAAAUCCAUUUAAUUCUUCUGAAGGAGAUGAAUUAGGAAGUGGUUCUUCCUCGUUAGGGUCAAGUAACAAUAGUCAUAUUCCACGUGUACGGAACAUUCCUAACUCUCUUUAUGAGGUUGUUCAACGGGUUGAAGAGGUUACACGUCUUCCUAAGAUUAACUUUAGUAUUUUAAAAGAAAGUAAGGAGUGA
Molecule: messenger RNA, 3054 nt
Organism: Magnusiomyces paraingens
Lineage: Eukaryota; Fungi; Ascomycota; Dipodascomycetes; Dipodascales; Dipodascaceae
Exons: 2
Coding region: 1-3054 (1017 amino acids)
Source: RefSeq, a predicted model, not a curated record